AUGGGAGGCAACGAGACGGAUAGGCUUGCACUGCUAGCCAUCAAAGCUCAAAUAAAGCUAGAUCCUUAUAAUGUAUUGAGCUCCUGGAAUGAAUCCAUUCACUUUUGCUCGUGGCACGGUGUCUCCUGCGGUCAACACCAUCGCCAGAGGCAGAGGGUCACAAAGCUGAACAUGCAAUCUCAAAACCUGCCAGGGUCCCUAUCUCCAAACAUAGGAAAUCUAAGUUUCCUAAGGGAACUAGAACUACAAAACAACAGCUUCAGCAGUAAAAUCCCUCCAGAAAUUGGGAAUUUGCGUAGACUGCAGAGCGUUGUCUUAUUGAAGAAACUAGACCUAUCUUUCAAUGAAUUUUGGGGAGCAGUACCAACUAGUGGUGCUUUUAAAAAUGCAAGUGUGAUUUUAAUUACUGGCAACGCCAUGCUCUGCGGCGGAAUUGCUAAUCUCCAAUUGCCCAAGUGCGAGUCCCCAAAGGGAGGAUCAUCUCGUAGCUUGAUAAUCCGUUUAGUACUCUCUGGACUUGCUCUUCUAGGAAUUGCUAUGGAGUGUUACUAUUUCUUUCUUUGUUCGUCGAGAAAGAAAAGGAAAGAAAUUCCAUUGAGCACAUUGCCGAACUCUGUUGUGCGAGUGUCAUAUGCUACUCUCCUAAAAGCUACUGAUGAGUUCUCUUCCGCUAAUGGGAUUGGUGCAGGCAGUUUUGGGUCUGUGUACAGAGGAGUUCUUUAUGAUGAUGGUAAAGCCCAGCUUGUUGCUGUGAAGGUGUUCAACUUGUUGCGGCAUGGAGCAUCGAAGAGUUUCAUAUCCGAAUGUGAGAGAGGCACUCAAUCUAGAGAAAAGACUAGACAUUGCCAUUGA
Molecule: messenger RNA, 852 nt
Organism: Prunus avium (sweet cherry)
Lineage: Eukaryota; Viridiplantae; Streptophyta; Magnoliopsida; Rosales; Rosaceae
Source: RefSeq, a predicted model, not a curated record